AAGCCGGGUGUGUGUGUUCCCCCCAGCAACCAAUGGGAGUGCUCGGGCAGCUCUUCCUUGGGGGCGAGGGGAGCGGCUGGUUUUCCGCCUGACACACUCCUCCCUGCUCUGCGGAGCUGCUCACAAUGAGGUUUGGCUGGGGCUUGGCGGUGCUUUGCUAUUUCAGUCUAUGGGACUCAGCCUGGAGCGCGACCGCUCCCUACCUGCAGAAGCCGAACUCGACCGCCCCACCGGGAUUUCCCCGAGUCCUGGACCCCCACGACCCCCGAGUGCGCACAGCCGCCCGCUUUGGGGUGUAUCGCUACAACAACAGCUCCAACGACCUCUUCCUCUUCAGGGAGUCCCGCAUCACCCGCGCGCUGGUGCAGGUGGUGCGGGGGCUGAAAUACAUGAUCCACGUGGAAAUCAGCCGGACCGUGUGCGACAAGAGGGGACACUCCAACUUGGACAGCUGCGACUUCCAGAAGAAGAAAAAGCUGCAGCAAAUGCUGAGAUGCUACUUCGAGGUCUGGACUAUCCCCUGGCUACAUCAAGUCCACGUGCCGGUUUCUCGCUGUCGCUGAGCCGCCUUCCCCAGCGAGGGCUGCGCGCGGCCGGGAGGGGCUCGGCCCGGUCUGUGCGCUCUCGCUUAGCCGCAGGGACCAGGAAGAACUGCUGCAGGGACCAUGCCUAGAGCAGCUGACUUCCAUCUCCGGCUCUUCGGAGACAGCUCAAAAGUCUGCACCAUAAACCCACCCAGAGUCAUGAGCUCACUGAAUAGGGUUAGUGCCGAGAGCCGUCCCGGAGGCAUUUUGCCGUAUUAGCUAAGCCCCGGACAACGGUUGUUCCACCAACCUCACUGGCCCACGUGUCCAUGGAAA
This is a messenger RNA of Pelodiscus sinensis (Chinese soft-shelled turtle), 860 nucleotides long. It is a transcript of the gene CST7, whose product is annotated as cystatin F. The record is from RefSeq and is a predicted model, not a curated record. Lineage: Eukaryota; Metazoa; Chordata; Testudines; Trionychidae. Gene Ontology annotation, biological process: negative regulation of microglial cell activation; immune response; positive regulation of myelination. Gene Ontology annotation, molecular function: cysteine-type endopeptidase inhibitor activity. Gene Ontology annotation, cellular component: late endosome; lysosome; Golgi apparatus.